This is a messenger RNA of Adineta ricciae, 585 nucleotides long. The record is from the annotation of a GenBank genome assembly. Lineage: Eukaryota; Metazoa; Rotifera; Eurotatoria; Adinetida; Adinetidae.
AUGGACUCAAUUUUGAAAUUAUCUUUUCGUCAAACAGAUCAACUUCUUCGUCUAACGAAAACGAUUCUACAUGCCUAUCGAUUGCAACGUGUUCUUGCCAAUGAUAGUCUUAAUCUUUUCGAAAAGAAAACAAAUGAUCACUGUGCUUUUUCACAUGAUUUAUGUAAUGAACUUCGAUUGAUACAAAAGCAACUACAUUCGACUUGUUUUCUACUUCAACAAGCACUUUAUCGGUUGCAAGCGUUGAGACAAAACCGAGGGGAUGUAUCCAUUCGAAUCCAGAAGAGUAUUCUUAACCGAUAUGAAGAAUAUCUUGCUCCGCAAUUGAAGUCGACUCAACAAACUAUUUCAUCGAUUAUCGAAGAGAAUAUGUUAACGAAUUCUCCUUUGAACACUCUUCGACAAUUGUUCAAACAGAUUCAAGAAAAUUUCGAUAUCUUUCUUGAGUUUAUUUCUCAAAUGCCAACUUUGAAAAGUACACUCUAUCUGGGAAGUUUAAUUUCGGAUACACUGGAACGAUUUUAUUUGAUACUCGGGACACUUGCUCGACUUGUUAAUGACAUUGAAGAAUUCGAACUUGAAUAA